AUGGCGCUGCGUGUCGCGCCAAAGUGCCCCGGCUGCGGCAAGAUGGCCGUCUUGCUCGUCGCUGGCAGCACGUCCGCCAACAACUUUGGCCGCGAGUACUAUGGCUGCCCGAGCUCGUGCCAGGGUCUGCGCUUCAUUGGCUGGGCAGAUCGCUACAGCGCCCUGAGCAUGUCCACCGGCGCCGCUGGAGCCGCAUUGAGGACGACGGCGUUCCAAACGCGAGUCAAAUCGUACUUUGCUCCGCAACCCGGGUCGACGAAUGCCUUUUCAAAGAGCAGACCGGCAAGUAAUAGUAGUACGUCUUCAUCUUCUUCAUCAGCAGCAGCAACUACAUCCAGCUCAGGUGUCCACACUCUGGGACGGUUUGCGACCCGCUCCAGCAUCAUGGAAUUGCCGCCAGAGCUCUUGUGCGCCAUUUUUGCCUACCUUUCCGUGCGCGACAUUCAGGCCGUCGGGCAAACUUGCCGACGCUUCCACGAUGUUAUUGCGUAUCCCGGGUACUUGCCAUGGCGCAAGCGCUUUUGGCGUGACCGAUGUUCCUGGUUGGAAGAGUCCAGCGCGAGCUCGAGGUUGCCCGACCGUCUCAAAACGGCGGCGUCUCCUGCCACCAAGACGCCGUCGCCACCCGACUCUCCACCACCACCACCACCACCACAGAUUCUUGCUGCGCACCCCAGCGCCGCGGCUGAUGAGGAUUUGCCUUCCGUGCCGAAAUCCAAUUUACUUGCUCAAGGCGUCGACGUCAGUUCUGAUUCCGAAGACGAGUCUGUCGUUGGUUCUGGAGCUCGGCGGACUUUGCGUGGAUCUCGUGGCCGCCUCCAUCAUGGUGGCGCAACGACUGGUGGAUUCUCGAGCUCUCGAUCCUUGUCCUUGUCGCGGUCCAAGAAUCCCCAAUUUCCCAAUGCCGCAGACGUCAAGCCGUCCGGUUUGGGCGGCGCUCCCAAUCCUCGACUCAAGCAAGCGCGCAUUCAUGACAUGUUUCAGCGAACGGCCACUAGCAGCAGUCUUGGAGACACGCCAGGCACCUCCUCCUCCAUGGCAACAACCGACUCGUCCAUGUCGUUGGCUGCAGGCUCCGACUUGUCGUCCAUCCUUGACAGCAACAACUCACAGACGGCUGCUGCGUCGGCUGAUCCUCUGACUGCAGCAGCCUGCGAUCGACCCAACCCCGUCCCCGGCUUGAGCUCUGCAGCGUACUUGUUCAAGCGGGAGCGGAUGGAGGGCUCUGCCAGUACCGCGCCCUCGCAUCAGCUUCUAUGCUCUUUGGACUCUUUAAAACCCUUGCUAUCUUUCUACACGACCUUUCGACAACACCCGCGGGAGGCCUAUGAAAGCUUGUGGGCUGCUCUCUUGAGACCGGAAUUUGCAGUGAUUCACGCAUCGCUCGCUUGGCUGGCGCGGCUGAAUCUGAUUGACUCGCCUCGGACAGCCAGAUUGAAGCAAAAGCUGUCCGACAGCAGCCUUCCAGCCGACGCCGCCCCCACAAACCGUGCCAAUCACGAGCCGCCUCCGCAAAACACUUUUCACUUGCUCGCCACGGCGCUCCUGUUCCUGGCCGAGUCGUUUCAGACAACCGACGCGCUGCUGCGAGCUGCCCUGCCCGUUGUCGGGUAUCAGGACUUGUCCGAGUUUAUUUAUUCGCUGCUGGUCAUCCUCGGCCAAGAGCCAUGGUGCGUUCUGUUUGACAUGGGACCGCUCUGGCACGCGCUGCGCAAGUCCAUGUACUACUUGGAUGCGCUGGCCAUUCCAGAUCUCUUUUGCACAGACACUUUGGCUGUCAAUCCCACGACCAGCAGCAGCAGCAGUAGUAGUAGCGCAGCUCCUCACCACAAUCAUCAUCACCAACAACAAGCACCACCUCCACCGCUGUCACAUCCUUCCCAUCAUGUCGCCAAUCGCAGACUUACUUCGGAACAGCACGCCAUUGUUGCGUGCAAUUUGGCCCCGUCGCAGGUGAUGAAGAUUGUCGCAUUUGCCGGCACAGGCAAGACGUCGACGUUGAUCGCCUACACAAUGGCACGGCGCCAUCAGCGAUUUCUGUACUUGACAUUCAACAAUGCCAUGGCGGCCGAGGCUCGCAAGGUCUUCCCGGAAACCACCGUGCUGUGCAAGACUGCGCACAGUGUGGCAUACGAGCGCAUUGUCGAGCGAGGCAAGUACAGCGCUGCCAAGCUGAACGGCCAAAACCUCAAGCAUUCUGCCGUGGCCGAGGUGAUUGCACCCUUCCUCCAGCCCAACUAUCCGCCCAAAAUGGUCUCCCUGACCAUCGACGUGCUGAUGCGCUUUCUGCACUCGGCAGACCGCACCAUUGGCGAGAAACACAUUUCGUACCACGUUCACGAGCACCAUCGCAAGCACUCGGAGACCUUUGCGGACUUUCCGACGUCGCUCUACCCUCGGCUGGCCAGCGAAUUGUGGAGUGCAGUCCGAGACCCGAACGAUCUGCGCGUCACGCUCGUCCCGGACGCCUACCUCAAGCUUCUCCAGCUGUCCACCGAUCAGCAUCUCGCCUUUGACUGCAUUCUUGUCGAUGAGGCGCAAGAUUCCAAUCCUGCCGUGAUUUCCCUUGUGAUGCGUCAGCAGGGUUGUGCCAAGAUUUUUGUUGGAGAUGAUUAUCAACAAAUCUACAAGUGGCGUGGCGCCGUCAACGCCCUGGCACGAAUUGAACCUCAGUACACGUUUGCCCUGACGCGGUCGUUCCGUUUUGGAUUCCCAGUCGCAGACGUGGCCAAUUCUCUGCUGCAGGUGUUCCGCAGGGAGUCCAGGCCAGUGCUUGGCAUGUCCAAGGUGCCGCAGGUGAUUGGCGAGAAUGUCAUUUCACUGCACGAGCCUCACUGUGUGAUUGCGCGAACCAACAAGCAAAUUUUUGCGGAAGCCGCCUUGCUGGCUGGACUGCUACCGCCGCACCUGAAAGUCGGCUUUGUUGGUUCCACUGGCGCCAAGGUGGGCGAUGACAAGUUUUUGACGCGCCUUACGAACGUGGCUCGUCUGCACGAUGGGCUACGAAGCGAGAUUACCGAUCGCAAAAUUGCCGGGUUUCAGAACUUUGAGAGUUUGAAGGAGCACGCCGAAAACACGGACGAUACCACGCUCUCAACCAUCAUUGGCAUUGUGGAGCAGUUCAGUCCGGACGUGCAGGGCAUGGUCGAUACCAUCCGGACCAGAAUCACACCCGACUCUGACAAGGCGCAUGUGGUGCUGACGACCGUCCACGCUGCCAAAGGUUUGGAGUUUGACUGUGUCCGGCUUUCGGACGACUUUACCAACUUGCUCGACGACAACGAGUCCGUGCCCGACCGCUUCCCCAACAACGACGAGGACGACGCAACGAGCGAUUUUGACGACAAUCAAGCGCCACCCGGUGCCCAUCGGAACGGGCCCAACUCUGCAUCUGCAUCCGCAUUGCCGCGCAAACGGUCAAUUCUGCACGGACUGGUCACCCCGCAGCCGAAAAUCUUUGAGGAGAUCAAUCUCAUCUAUGUGGCUGUGACGAGAGCCAAGCGAAAGCUCCAGCUAAGCGCAAACUUGGCGAGUUUCAUGGCGCAUUGCGCAGGUGGCGAGCGCCGGGUUUUGCAUUGCAGCAGCAUGAAGCACUUGAACGAGCCAACACGCUGCUUUUGUGGGUCUACUUCUCGAACGUUCAUGGUCACGCCAACUGCGGUCGCCGAGAUGCAAGGCAGCCUCAACCGCCAGCAACAACAGCUGCAUGACGACGACGAGGAUGUGAUGGAGCUCGAUCAUCCCCUUGGUGCUGAACGUCUUCCUGGUGACAAUCCACUGCUGCUGGGUGGGUUGCCUGGUGCGGCAGCUAGCAUUCCUCUUCCGGCGGGUGGCCGCGUGGACAUGACAACGUCCUCGGCCUGCUUGCAGUGCGCCAGCACCUUCCGCCUCGCCCCGACAUUGGCGCGGUAUCUUCUCGAGCAAUGUAGUCCCUGAGCCGGCCGUUUAGUCUUGUCGAGAUCGGGUCGUCAGUGGCUGUCGAGUUUUGCACUCCC
This is a messenger RNA of Capsaspora owczarzaki ATCC 30864, 3995 nucleotides long. RefSeq names its product helicase. Gene Ontology annotation, molecular function: hydrolase activity; zinc ion binding; ATP binding. Lineage: Eukaryota; Filasterea; Ministeriida; Capsasporidae. Gene Ontology annotation, biological process: double-strand break repair via homologous recombination; replication fork processing. The record is from RefSeq and is a predicted model, not a curated record. The coding region runs from base 1 to 3936 and encodes 1311 amino acids. The transcript has 4 exons. Gene Ontology annotation, cellular component: nucleus.